AUGGCGUUCCAGCUCUUCGGCUUCAACGGUCAAGUGCAGCUGGGUCCUCUCAACGGGCCCAAUGAGCCUGUGCAGCCCGAUCCACUUUUGAACCCUAACGUCAUCGACGUUUUCGAUGAUAUCGACGAUUCCGACUCAGACGACGAACACGAGAUCGACAAUGUCCACCAACCCGGACCUCCGAACUGGCGCGAAACAGAGCUGGAGCCUUUCAGGAGCAAUUUCUACCGUGAGCACUUCAGGACAGCGUGGCGUUCCACCAAGGAGGUGAAGGAAUAUCGCGAGAGGAACCACAUCACGAUUGUGAAGGGGCACGGUGCUCAAAAGCCGCUGAUUCACCUUUACGAAACCAACUUCCCCGCAUGCCUGGUCGAGGCCCUGGAGGCGAACAACAUCACCUCCUCUCCCACACCCGCCCAAGCCCAGUGCUGGCCCGUAGCGCUCAAGGGCAGAGACUUGCUCGCCGUUCUUAGACGUCGAACCGAAGACAAGACCCUGGCUUACAUCCUCCCGGCCAUCGUUCACGUUCUGCACCAGCCGCCCCUAAAGCCGCACCAAGGUUUCCUGGCCCUCGUACUUGCUCCAACACCCGAAGAUGCCCGCAGGAUUCAGCGAAUGGUCGGCGAUCUCGAAACUCACUCUCGCGUCCGCGCCACGUGUGUCUGUUCCGGCGCAUCGAAGGACCGGCAACUGAGGGAUCUGAGUCGCGGAUUCGAGAUCUGCGUCGCGACACCCGGUCGCCUGCACACAUUCCUCAAAGAGGGCAAGUUGGACGCCGGCCGGUGCACAUACCUCGUGCUGGACGAAGCGGACCGUAUGGUCGACAUGGGGUUCGAGCAGCAGCUGAUCGACAUCGCCAAUGUCGGAGAAAUUCAGGCCUUGACAGACAGAAGCGUCGAGCACGUGGUCUACGUCACUGCUGAGUCUGAGAAAGAGGCCAGACUGGUGGCACUUCUGGAGGACAUUCUUUGCGGGAAAGAUGAAGUAACAGCCACAAAGGUCAUUGUGUUUGCCGAAACGAAGAAGCGGGUUGACGACCUGGUAACCAACCUUCGGCGCCGUGACUGGCCCGUCGUCGGCCUCCACGGGGGGACUACGGAGCGAGCGCGAGAUUGGGCGCUGGCAGCUUUCGGCGAAGGUAAGACGCCCAUCCUGGUGGCGACCGAUGUGGCCACGCGGCAACUGCCCUCAGACGGCGUGCGCUACGUGGUGAAUUACGAUUACCCGAGUAGCGCCGAGUCGUACUUAACGAAUCAGUCACACGUCGCACCCAACAGCCGCCGUGGUGCCGGCGGCGGCACUCCCCCAGCUUCAGCCGAUCCUCCUCGCCCGAGCCGUAUCCUCAGCAUCACCACACCGCCGAGUUCUUCGGGCGGCGUCUGCUCCAGAACUCAAGCGGCGGCAGCCAACAGGUUACGCGUGGACGACCGCUGGCGAGCAGCGGGAGCAAGCGAGCGGGUCGGCGAGAGACGACGUGCCGGUGACUGGCUGCUCUGUUCUUCGUCCGUGCGUGCCAUCGGUUCUCUCCAGGGGGGCGUGCGCUCGUCUUCUAGGGGAGAAUACCUGCGCGGCGUUGGCAAAACGCUGCUUCCUACACGCCGAUUUACUGCUGCCACCAUCGAGUCAUCCCGUCGCUAA
This is a messenger RNA of Rhipicephalus sanguineus (brown dog tick), 1638 nucleotides long. RefSeq names its product probable ATP-dependent RNA helicase DDX5. The record is from RefSeq and is a predicted model, not a curated record. Gene Ontology annotation, molecular function: RNA helicase activity; ATP binding; RNA binding. NCBI's taxonomy places the organism in Eukaryota, Metazoa, Arthropoda, Arachnida, Ixodida, Ixodidae. Gene Ontology annotation, cellular component: nucleus; ribonucleoprotein complex; cytoplasm. Bases 1 to 1638 code for a protein of 545 amino acids. The transcript is spliced from 4 exons.